AUGCCAAAUGGUGUAUUUCACUCUAGAACAUGGACUUCCAUGACUGCAAGGUUGAAUUCUAUAACCAAUCAUUCAUUCAAUGUUAAGCAACUAAAACAAAAGGUGAAUCAACUGCAGAGUAUGCAUCGUGAGUUCACUUUAUUAUUGAAACUCACUGGAUUUAGGUGGAGUGCAGAAACAAACACUGUUACUGCAAGUGAAGAAGUUUGGCAAAACUAUCUUCAGGCACAUAAAAAGGCUGCUCAAUUUCGAAAGAAAGGAUGUGACCACUAUAAGCUAUUGGGAAUCAUAUUCAACAGAAGUACUGCAACUGGAGUACUCCAUCACUCUUUUACCCAAGACCCACCAAAUAGUGAUGAAGAAAAUGAACUGAAAAAUCAAUAUCUUAACAGUGGGGUUCAUAGAGAUGAUAAGGAUAGUUCAAAUGAUGACAUUCAAGAGGUGGAACAUAUCACACAAAGUGGAAAAUGUAUAAUUCGAACCAAAGAGCACAAGUCUAAAAAAGAGUCUAGAAAAUAUCAAAUGACAGAAGCACUUGCAGCAUGGGCUGAAGCUUCUAAGGUAAGAGCAGAAAAAUAUAAGGGUGGUAAGAGUGUGGAGGCUAAUUCUGAAUAUACUGUAGCUAAAUGUGUCAUUGCUCUUGAGGAGAUUGAAGGCAUUCGAGCAGACAUAUUUGUCAAAGCUUUGGAAAAAUUUAGGAAAUAUGAUUGGAGGGAAAUGUUUCUUACUAUGUCUGUUGAUGGGAAAAGGAAAUGGUUAGAUAUGCUUUAA
This is a messenger RNA of Prosopis cineraria, 771 nucleotides long. RefSeq names its product L10-interacting MYB domain-containing protein-like. Bases 1 to 771 code for a protein of 256 amino acids. NCBI's taxonomy places the organism in Eukaryota, Viridiplantae, Streptophyta, Magnoliopsida, Fabales, Fabaceae. The transcript is spliced from 2 exons. The record is from RefSeq and is a predicted model, not a curated record.